Molecule: messenger RNA, 1504 nt
Organism: Mugil cephalus (flathead mullet)
Lineage: Eukaryota; Metazoa; Chordata; Actinopteri; Mugiliformes; Mugilidae
Gene: ldhbb
Product: lactate dehydrogenase Bb
Exons: 8
Coding region: 123-1190 (355 amino acids)
Biological process (GO): carboxylic acid metabolic process
Cellular component (GO): cytoplasm
Molecular function (GO): L-lactate dehydrogenase (NAD+) activity
Source: RefSeq, a predicted model, not a curated record
GCUACUGCUGCAGCUGAGCGGGUACCUGCUAGACUACACGAGCACUGGCUGUGGGAGGUGUUGUGGAUGCAGGGGCUACGCAGCUCUGUGAGAACACACCUUAGGUACCCAUUCAGUUUGCCAUGCUGAUUACAUGGUGGUAUUUAUACCUUGCAGCUCGGAGCUUCGUCGAACAAUCAUUCAGAAUGGCUUCAGUCCUGCAGAAGCUGAUCACCCCGCUGUUCAGCGGUCCCCCUGAGCCCCCCAGAAAUAAAGUGACGGUGGUGGGCGUGGGGCAGGUCGGCAUGGCCUGUGGCAUCAGCAUCCUCCUCAGGGAGCUGGCUGAUGAACUGGCCCUGGUGGACGUGAUGGAGGACAAGCUGAAGGGAGAGAUGAUGGACCUGCAGCACGGCAGCCUCUUCCUCAAAACCCCCAAGAUAGUAGCAGACAAAGACUACUCUGUUACAGCUAACUCCCGCAUCGUCGUGGUGACAGCGGGAGUCCGUCAGCAGGAGGGAGAGAGCAGACUGAACCUCGUUCAGAGAAAUGUCAACAUCUUUAAGCACAUCGUCCCCCAGAUUGUCAGAUACAGUCCUGACUGCAUCAUCAUUGUUGUUUCUAACCCAGUCGAUGUGCUGACUUAUGUGACCUGGAAACUGAGCGGCCUUCCCAAGCACCGCGUCAUCGGCAGCGGCACCAACUUGGACUCUGCGCGCUUCCGCUUCCUGAUGGCCGACAAGCUGGGGAUCCACCCCAGCAGCUUCAACGGGUGGAUCCUGGGGGAGCACGGAGACACCAGUGUGCCCGUGUGGAGCGGGACAAACGUGGCUGGAGUCAGCCUGCAGACGUUAAACCCGGACAUCGGCACCGACCUCGACGAGGAGAACUGGAAAGAAACCCACAAGAUGGUGGUGGACAGUGCCUACGAGGUGAUCAAACUGAAGGGUUACACCAACUGGGCCAUCGGUCUGAGCGUAGCAGACUUGACAGAGAGCAUCAUGAGGAACAUGAACAGGAUUCAUCCCGUCUCCACCAUGGUCAAGGGCAUGUACGGGAUCACUGACGAGGUCUACCUGAGUCUGCCCUGCGUGUUGAACAGCGGAGGCGUGGCCAGCGUGGUCAACAUGACCCUGACAGAGGACGAGGUGGCCCAGCUGCAGGCCAGUGGCAGCACGCUGUGGGACAUCCAGAAGGACCUGCAGAACAUCUAACUGACCAGGGGGGGGCGACAUAACCUGCCCCUCACCUACCUCCAGUAUAAUCACUCUGCAAGCCACUAAAUGUCAGACAGCUCCACCUUCUGCACCUUCAACCCACAGCCCCCUGUAGAGUCACAGGUGUUUGGUGGGGUUAAACCCAUCGGACUUAGCUGUAGGUGUCAGUUCGUAUCCUCCCUGCAGAGAAGACCAAAGCUGACGUCAGUCAGACGCUCCGACUCAUUCGUCCUCAGCUGUGUCGCAGUGUGGGACAACGUAUUGCUCAUGUUGCUUUCGUGUGUAAUAAAGCAAGUUUGUUGGUCCUUGAA